Messenger RNA from Tachysurus vachellii, 1430 nucleotides. RefSeq names its product CD2 (cytoplasmic tail) binding protein 2 (gene cd2bp2). The record is from RefSeq and is a predicted model, not a curated record. The transcript is spliced from 7 exons. Bases 114 to 1280 code for a protein of 388 amino acids. NCBI's taxonomy places the organism in Eukaryota, Metazoa, Chordata, Actinopteri, Siluriformes, Bagridae. Gene Ontology annotation, cellular component: U5 snRNP. Gene Ontology annotation, molecular function: protein binding.
GGGCGCUAAUACUAAACGUUUCCAAUAACAAACUCUAUCAGGGGAAGAAGAAAUGCGUCAUUUCCGUUUGUAAGUUGAAUGGCGCAGUUUGAAUAGCAAUCAAAACAUCCAGAAUGGCCAAAAGGAAAGUCACAUUUGAAGAUGGUGAAGAUGAAUUUAGUUUGGAUGACGAGGUCCCGAAAAAGAAGAUGUAUGAUGAGGUGAGUGGACCUGGCUCGAGGUUUAAGGAGAAACACUCUCUGGACAGUGAUGAGGAAGAUGAGGGAGAGGAAGGAGAAAGGAACAGCAAAUACAACAUCCUGGCCAGCGACGAUAUCGAAGGUCAGGAAAUGUCCACGAUCGACUGUGAUGAAGGUGUUCCCAUCACUCCCUUUAACCUGAAAGAGGAAAUGGAGGAGGGUCACUUUGACUCAGAGGGAAACUACUUUAUAAAGAAAGAGAAAGACAUCAGAGACAACUGGCUGGACAACAUCGACUGGGUAAAAAUCAAAGAGCAGCCGAUAAAAAAGAAAAAGAAGGGACUCUCUGCUAAGCGGCGUCGCCGAGUCGGAGACGAGGACGAGGCAGAGGAGGAGAGACAGCGGGAGGAGAAACAGGAAGAGGACGAAAAGGAGGAUGAAGAAGAGGAAGAGAGCGAGCCACAGGAGGACCCGCUAGCCUCGUUCACGCUGGUUCAGCUCACUGAGGCCUUGGUGAACCUACUGCAGCCCGGAGAGACCGUCUCUGCCGGGCUCCGCCGACUCGGAGGACUGGGAGGUCGGAAGAAAAAGAGCAGAGUGCGUGAAGGGGGCGAAGAGGAAAAAGACGAGGCGUCCAUCCGAGACACGGAGAAGCUAGACAGGCUCACGGCGCUGGCCGACAGACUGGUGGUGCUCGGGGUAUAUGAGAUUUAUCAGCAGACGUAUGAAAAAUUGGCAUACAGACUGAAAGGGAUGCAGAAGAGGGACGCAGCAGCCAAAGGGGACGACCUGAAAGGGGAGGACGAAGAGGAUGAGCUCGACAUGUUUGCCGAUCAGUUCGACGAACAGCACAGCCAGAAGAAAGGAGAGAAGAAGAAGGACGAGGAAACCGAUAGUGGUUUAGUGAACGAUGAGGUCAUGUGGGAGUACAAAUGGGAAAACAAGGAGAACUCUGAACUCUACGGCCCUUUCAGCAGCCAGCAGAUGCAGGACUGGGUGGAUCAGGGCUACUUUAAAGACGGCGUGUACUGCAGGCGGGUCGACCGGGAAGGAGCGCAGUUCUACAACUCCAAAAGAUUGGACUUCGAUCUGUAUACGUGACUCGCUCGCACGUGCACUACGUCAUUUUGUUUUCGACACCUGACUUGUGUUUUUAAUGUCAGAAUUUUUUUUUCCUCCUUAUAAGAGUUUGUUUGGUGUUUGUUUUUCUGAUAUACAUGUCUAUUAUAUUAAACAGACAGAUUAACACCA